CUGAUCCAGAGGGUCCCACACCCCAAGCCAGCUGAUCCAGCACUGCCCCUCUCCCCAGUCUCUGGGGGCCGGCGGUGCCGGGGCCAUGGAGGACUCCCCACCGCUGGCAGCGGAGCUGGAGCACCUCAACGCCUCCCUGAACGAGUCCUGGGCCAACCCGUUCGUGCAGCCGCCGUGGCAGGUGGCCCUGUGGGCCGUGGCCUACGCGCUGAUCGUGGUGGUGGCCGUGGUGGGCAACGCCGUGGUCAUGUGGAUCAUCCUGGCGCACAAGCGGAUGCGCACGGUCACCAACUACCUGCUGGUGAACCUGGCCUUCGCCGAGGCCGCCAUGGCCGCGCUCAACACCGUGGUGAACUUCAGCUACGCCGUGCACAACGAGUGGUACUUCGGCCCCGCCUACUGCCGCUUCCACAACUUCUUCCCCAUCGCCGCCGUCUUCGCCAGCAUCUACUCCAUGACGGCCAUUGCGCUGGACAGGUCAGUGGCU
Molecule: messenger RNA, 487 nt
Organism: Oenanthe melanoleuca
Lineage: Eukaryota; Metazoa; Chordata; Aves; Passeriformes; Muscicapidae
Product: substance-P receptor-like
Exons: 1
Biological process (GO): positive regulation of flagellated sperm motility; G protein-coupled receptor signaling pathway
Cellular component (GO): plasma membrane; sperm midpiece
Molecular function (GO): substance P receptor activity
Source: RefSeq, a predicted model, not a curated record